AUGUCCAUUGACUCUUUUGCGCACGAGCUAAGAUCAGCUCUUCACCAAUACCCAAACUUCCCUAAGAAAGGCAUUCUUUUUGAGGAUUUCUUGCCUAUCUUCAGAUCUCCACAAUUGUUCCAAAAAUUAGUCAAGGCUUUCACGUUGCACUUGGAACAGAAAUUCCCUGAUACCAAAAUCGAUUACAUUGUUGCUAUGGAAUCACGCGGUUUCUUGUUCGGCCCUGCUGUGGCGUUGGCCAUUGGCGCUGGUUUCGUUCCAGUCAGAAAGGAGGGGAGAUUACCAGGCGAAUGUUUGAAAGCAAAAUACACCAAGGAAUAUGGUAGUGAGGUUUUCGAAAUCCAGGUAGAAUCUAUACCCGAGGGCUCUAAUGUAGUGAUCAUGGACGACAUUAUUGCAACUGGUGGCUCUGCUUAUGCCGCUGGUGAAUUGGUGCAAAGAUUGAACGCCAACAUCUUGGAGUUUGCGUUUGUCAUGGAAUUGGACUUUUUGAAAGGAAGAGAGAAGUUGCAAGCCCCUACCUUUACUUUAUUGAGAGGCCAGGAGCAAGCUUUGCAAUAG
Molecule: messenger RNA, 561 nt
Organism: Lachancea fermentati
Lineage: Eukaryota; Fungi; Ascomycota; Saccharomycetes; Saccharomycetales; Saccharomycetaceae
Source: the annotation of a GenBank genome assembly